UGGUUUUGAGUUGUAUAUAUACAAUCACGUAAAGAUAACCCUAGUUGUUUUCCAUCGUGUAGGACGUUUCUGGAUAAACAUGGCCAAGAGAAAAUCCUUAAAUCGUGUAUCCCGACGAUACUCCAAACGUAGAUCCGUCGAUUCUAUCGGUUCUGGACAUCUCGAUCCUGAUACAUCCAUCGUGGAUGAAGAACAAACAUUAUGGUGGAAUAACUUGGAAGAGAAUACGUUCCCUCCACAUUCCAUGAUUCACAGUGAAAAUGAAACGCCUAGGAUGCUGAGGUCUAAUUCAAAGAUCGAUACUAGCCAGAGUUCUGAUCCUACAGGAUGGUGGAAGAAUUUGAACUCUGAUUCCGAACCCAUUGCUUCAAAAAGCUCGAGGCGCAGCGCAGCAAUAGUUGAAAGUCGUAUGUUGCAAAUUUCGACAUCUGAGACAUCUGAAUCAGAGAAAGAGCUUAAUUUAAGAAAGAGGAAGGUUCGUUUAAAAGCAAGUAAUAGGAAAAGUAUUAAUAAUGCUUUCGCAAAUGCUUUGAAUGAUCCCGAGGCAACUAUGCCAUUAAAAACGCGGAUGAAACAAGUCCGCUCUGAAGUACAUAUCGAUUCAGACAGUGAAUCUUUUCAAGGAAGGUCGCAGGAAAAUGAAGAGGAUAGUAAUUCGAGUCCAACUUCGAAGAUUUUGAAAUUAAAGCCAAGUAUUAGAACAAGAAGAGGUGGAGAUGGUAUGAAAGAUCAGAACGCCUUUCAGGAUGUACUAACGGAAGAUAAUGUUUUGAAUGCCAGCACUGCGAAAACAUCAGUCGCGUUUGAAAAGGAAUCCUCGCAGCGUUCGAUGCACCGAAAUAUUAAUAUGAGUAAAGAUCAUAUCGAUCAAAGGAAAUCAAUAAGAUCGCCUCAAACAAUGCCAAGUAUUUUGAGAACAAGAAAAAGUGGAGGUAUGAAAGAUCAGACCGCCUUUCAGGAUGUACCGUUGGAAGAUGAUGUUUUGAAUGACAGUACUGCGGAAAAAUCAGUCGCGUUUGAAAAGGAAUCCUCGCAGCGUUCGAUGCAUCAAAAUAUUAAUACGAGUAAAGAUCAUAUUGACGAUCAAAGAAAAUCAAUAAGAGCGCUAGAGGAUAUUGAAACUGGUUCGUUAACUCCAAACGUUAAGAAGGCAGUGCCUGAGAAUAACGUUGAGAUUGAAAGCAGCGAUGAAAGCAUCAUUAUACCUCGUCAACAUUUAAAAUUUAUGUCUCGCUUUAUGCAGCGAGCGCGGAAAAGCAUAGGAAAAAAUGUGUUUGCAGAUGUUCUAGUUUAUGAUAGUAACGCAAGUUCGUCUACGUCCAUUCCAAAUAAGGAAAACAAUAUUCAUAGAUCUUCAAUUCGUAAAAGUCCAAGAUUGUCUUUAAAUAAAUCUAAAAAGCAGCAAUCAGAUGUAUCGGUGCAAGAUAAAGAUAAUAUUGAAUCAAAUUUGAGCAGCUUAUCCUUUGAUAACGAUGAAUCCCGCGGAACGAAAAAGUCUAUAUUUUUUAAGCCAAAAUCAAGAAUUCUAACACGUUUCCGUAAGCGCUCAACUAAUCCGUUCGAAGAAAUUUUGGAGCAAGGUAAUAUCAGUGAUAGAAGAAGUAAUGUUUCAUUUGAAGAUAAUUGUGCUUCUUCUGAGCGAGAAACUACAAGAAGAAUUAAUCAGGAACGUGAAUCUUUAGCAACACAGAAAAAUCCACAAUCAGGAAAGUGUAGUACUACGAAUGAGGAAGAUUCUUAUGAAAUAUUUCUCGAGGUGUCAUCAAACGCAGAGAAAAAUCGAUCUAAGGAAGCUAAUAUAUUAUCGGAAGACGAGAAUAAACUAUUAGAAAACAGCGAUCUCAAUAAUGCUUCAAAAUCAGUUUCUCGAAAGAGUGUAAUUGCUAAAUCGUCAGAAGAAAAGAUUUCCAACCUCAAGUUUAUUAGGGAAAAAACUUUGAAGGAAAUCGCAUGUGCAAAUGCAAUAUCGCCCAUCGGUAGAUUAAGUACUAAUGUAGUAAUACAAGAUGCAAGUGAUGAUUCACAUGCUGACAUAGAUGUAGAACACGUACAUUCAUCCGAAUCAAGUUCUGAUAAGGAAGCUCGUUUGACGCGUAACAAUCUAAGAAUUCGGUCUGAAACACCUGUGAAUAUAGAAGUACGUGAAGCUAAUGACAAUUUACACAAUGAUGCAAAUAGAGAACAUGAUUCAAGUAUGCUCAAACGAUCAUCUAAAUUAACUCCUAGUAAGGAAACUCGUUUGACGCGUAACAGUCUAAGAAUUCGGUCUGAAACACCUGUGAAUAUAGAAGUACGUGAAGCUAAUGACAAUUUACACAAUGAUGCAAAUAGAGAACAUGAUUCAAGUAUGCUCAAACGAUCAUCUAAAUUAACUCCUAGUAAGGAAACUCGUUUGACGCGUAACAGUCUAAGAAUUCGGUCUGAAACACCUGUGAAUAUAGAAGUACGUGAAGCUAAUGACAAUUUACACAAUGAUGCAAAUAGAGAACAUGAUUCAAGUAUGCUCAAACGAUCAUCUAAAUUAACUCCUAGUAAGGAAACUCGUUUGACGCGUAACAGUCUAAGAAUUCGGUCUGAAACACCUGUGAAUAUAGAAGUACGUGAAGCUAAUGACAAUUUACACAAUGAUGCAAAUAGAGAACAUGAUUCAAGUAUGCUCAAACGAUCAUCUAAAUUAACUCCUAGUAAGGAAACUCGUUUGACGCGUAACAGUCUAAGAAUUCGGUCUGAAACACCUGUGAAUAUAGAAGUACGUGAAGCUAAUGACAAUUUACACAAUGAUGCAAAUAGAGAACAUGAUUCAAGUAUGCUCAAACGAUCAUCUAAAUUAACUCCUAGUAAGGAAACUCGUUUGACGCGUAACAGUCUAAGAAUUCGGUCUGAAACACAUGUGAAUAUAGAAGUACGUGAAGCUAAUGACAAUUUACACAAUGAUGCAAAUAGAGAACAUGAUUCAAGUAUGCUCAAACGAUCAUCUAAAUUAACUCCUAGUAAGGAAACUCGUUUGACGCGUAACAGUCUAAGAAUUCGGUCUGAAACACCUGUGAAUAUAGAAGUACGUGAAGCUAAUGAUAAUUUACACAAUGAUGCAAAUAGAGAACAUGAUUCAAGUACGCUCAAACGCUCGUCUAAAUUAACCCCUAAUAAGGAAGCUCGUUUGACGCGUAAUAGUUUAAGAAAUCGAUCUGAAACAUCAAAGCCUGCGAAUAUAGAAAUACAUGAAGAUAUUAAUAAUUCGCGCAAUGAUGCAAAUAGUGAACACGAUUCAAAUAUGUUUGAACAAUUGUCCAAAUCAACUCCUAGUAAGGAAGGUCGUUUGAUGCGUAACAGUUCAAGAAAUCAAUCUGAAACACUGAAACCUAUGAGUAAAAAUACGGAAGUCUCUAAGCUGUCUAUGAACUUAAUUUCCAAUGAUGAUAAAGACAAUAAUAUAAAUGUUGACUCGGAAACAAGUACUGAUAGUACAGUGUAUCUAAUAACAAGAGCAGAUAUACAUUCUGAAGAUAACACAAACACAGGAACACAGAAAAGCACUAGUCUGUCAAUUGAAAAAGAAAUAACUGAUGACGAAGAUGCAGAGCCUGCGACGCAAACAAUUCACCGAAAUUCCCCAUCGACAAAGUCUGGAACAAGCAGUAAAGUAGUAAAUCGAUCUAAAAUAUCGAAAUCUAUGAGUAAAAAUAUGGAAACCUCUAAGCGAUCUACAAACUUGAUCGCCGAUAUUGAAGAAGACAAUAAUGUAAAUGCAGACUCAAAAACAAGUGAUAGUAUAUCGCAUACAAUAAUGAGAGCAGAUAUACGUUCUAAAGAUAACACAAAUAUGGGAACACAGAAAAGCACUAGUCUGUCAAUUGAAAAAGAAAUAACUGAUGACGAAGAUGCAGAGCCUGCGACGCAAACAAUUCACCGAAAUUCCCCAAUGACAAAGUCUGGAACAAGCAGUAAAGUAGUAAAUCGAUCUAAAAUAUUGAAAUCUACGAGUAAAAAUAUGGAAACCUCUAAGCGAUCUACAAACUUGAUCGCCGAUAUUGAAGAAGACAAUAAUGUAAAUGUAGAUUCAGAAAUAAGUGAUAGUAUAUCGCAUACAAUAACGAGAGCAGAUACACAUUCUAAAGAUAACACAAAUAUAGGAACACAGAAAAGCACUAAUCUGUCAAUUGAAAAAGAAAUAACUGAUGACGAAGAUGCAGAGCCUGCGACGCAAACAAUUCAACGAAAUUCUUUGACGAAACCUGGAACAAGUAAAACAAUAAAUCGGCAAAGCGUGCAGAAUUCAAAUAGGACCAGCAUUGAGGACAGAGAAAUUGCACAUAGACAAAAAAGUUUGGGCAAGUCUCAAAACUAUCGCAAUACGCCGACUAAAUCGUCAAGUAAAGAUAUUUCUUCCAAUAAGCAAAGUUCAUCUAAGACACUGAACAAAAUAGAUGAUUUUUUCGUCAAAAUAAAAGAAACUUCGGCGAAACAACUAAGCGAAUGCGCGCAAAAGUCGCCAGUCUUCGACAGUGAGAAAAUGAAGAAGAUUAAAAUGGAAUUGGAGAAAUUAAAGAGUCGUGAGAUGGCCGCGAUGAAAAGAAACUCGACCGAUAAGAAAGCAUCCGCAGUAAAAAAGGAAACAGUGAAAUGUUUUAUACCUGAACAAGAUACAAAGAAGAAGAAGCCGCUCAUGAAUUCUACGAAAGUAGUGGAUAAGGCAUUUCUAGUAAAUGGAAAAGUAUAUAGACCACCAAGACUUCCUCGUCCGAAACAUUGGGCUACAGAUCGUCUUUACAAGUUUCUGUGGAAACGAUUGGAGCCAAAGUACAAACUGGCCACGAGAGUGAAAUCCGAGAAAUUCGUGCAAGAAUUAGCUACAGUAGUAACUACUAUUGAACGUCGUAAGAAUUACGAAAAUUAUAAGACCGAAUUAAAGGCCCUGAUGAAGGAAAUGACUCGUUUGAAAAUUAUCAAUACUCGUAUGGACUUUUAUCAUUUCUGUCAGGAUUUUUUACCAUAUGAGUUUCGUAUUAAAGUCAUACCUAUGACAUUACCCGGCAAUAAAAGUAAUAUUCCCUUCGAUCCAGAAAAUGUGCACACUCCUUUACUUGAUACCGAAUGA
Molecule: messenger RNA, 5095 nt
Organism: Trachymyrmex cornetzi
Lineage: Eukaryota; Metazoa; Arthropoda; Insecta; Hymenoptera; Formicidae
Exons: 3
Coding region: 80-5095 (1671 amino acids)
Source: RefSeq, a predicted model, not a curated record